GGAGUUUCCGUGUUGAAGAACACUCGCACAUACAUCAUCAUACCCCUAAACUUGACAAAGACCCAAACCGAUUUUUACGAAACGCAAAAAAAGUCUUUAUAUAAAAAUUCUUCGUUUGGGAAGGUAACUACCAAUGAGUUGUGUUUACGAUGUGUUUAUUUCCGAAAAAAAAAAUUCACGCCGAGAAAUGCUUAUUAUAUAACCAGGCCAACAAAAUUUGUACGUAUAUCCGUUUCCUUUGUUUUCUUACUCUAUCUCUCCUCUCGUUCUGUAUAUUCCCGUGCUAAUGUCAGCAUAGUUUCGAAUCAAUAGUUUAUCUUUUUUUGUAGGAUUUCUCGAAAACAAAGUUUAAUCACACUACAAAUUUUACAAUCGACCAAUAUUUGUCCUUUCACCGUUUAUCUCUCUUUUGAGCGAUUUAAUUGUCCAUGCAUGAACACAAAGCUCCCUAAAUUAAUUACGCGCAGAAUUUCAGUGUGAAGAUAGACUGCCGAUAAAGUGACGAUUACCUUUCUUUUCUUUUCCGAGACAGAUGGCUGAUAAAAGUGCUUUUAACAAAGAGAUAUACAGUUAUUGGCAAGAACGAAAACUGACCGAUCAUGUUUUCAAUCUGGUUCUGGACAAUUGAAGAAAUAUUGUAUUCGAUCACGUUUCUUUUAACAUUAUAAAUCCAAUUAUGUUUCUAAAUACAAAUUUUGUUUAAACUAACAUACCGCCCACAUUACAAAAUAACGAAACAAAUGCCGAAAUAUUAUUGUUUCUAUGCUGAUUGUUGUAUGCAGAAGAAAUAAGUGGAACCAAUAUCUAAUUUAUCCAAACGUUUUAGCAAUUUUACUGUCGGAGAAAACCAAGACCGUUUGUAUUGUAAAAAUGAAAGUUCGUAAUUUUGAAGUGGAGUUGAAAACAGUACAGUUCUUGAGAAGGAUAUUCCUUCAGUGGACGAGAAAGGGAGAAAAAGGGAAAAUUUUUAUCUCGAACCUCUCGCAUGUUCUGACCAUGCACUGAACUUACAGGGAUUCUCGUAGCGAGCUAGGCCAUAUAUGUAUAUAAAUAGAGCCCUUGGAAGCAAGCUCUAGUGUUUUUAUUUUGCGGAGCAAUAUCAUCGAGUUUGACCAUCAAUUUUAUUCCAUUUAGAAAGCGAUCUGCUGGUGUUGUCACUAGUUUAUUAGAGGAACGCCUGUGAGAUCAUGCUGACAGUGUAAACAUCAGUUCUUCCUCUUUCAUGAAUAAGCGAUAGUUUCUGUGAUAUGAAUGGAAUUUUUUUUUUUUUUGCUUGCUUUCAGUUCAACUAAUUAAUCAGUUUCCCUUCUGACGUCUCUUCUAUUUCCUGAUUUGUAGACAUGAUUUAAAAAUCAGUAAGAGGAUGACGAAAGGAAAGAAAAAAAAAACUAUGAUUGCACAAAAAUUUAUGGUGGAAUUACGUGCGGCGAAAAAAAUAAAUCAUACCAUUUGAAACGGUUUUUAUCAGUCAUAUUAUACUCGGAUCUCUCGGCUAUGAAUUAAAAGAUUGAAAUAUACGGUGACAUUUAAUGUGGUGUAGAAAACCAAGUCAUGCCAUUUAAAACUACUUUUAAGUAAUUGUACAGAAGUCGUUCGGCUAUGAAUUAACAGGCCAUUGAAAAACAAACUUUUGAAAGGUUUUUUUCCUUCGUAGCGGGAGAUGAACUUGCUCCUGUACCCCUAUGCGUGUUUUUUUCUUCUGUAUGCACGCUAAAUUCUAUUCGCAUUAUACCCUUUCUUAAAGAAACGGAAAGAAGUUAAAAAGCAUGUAUACUAGAUUGUUCUCUAACACUCUCAAAUGCAAUCAAUACUUAGAUUUAAACAAAAACAAAAAACAGUGUUUAUGAUUUUGACAUCCGACUUAAUUUGAAGUUUAUACACUUGCUGUGCCACCUAACCCAGUUGGUUAGCCGCAUGACCCACUCAAACGUUUUUCCCUGUCAACAUAAUUUAUUUUUAAUCUUCCAUUGAUAAAUCCUCCAUUUGCUGUUGACCUUAUAGAGGCGAAGCGUGGUUGCAAAACUUCGUAUAAUUGUCGCCGAGGUCGCGGGUAUGGAUCCCUUUCAAACUUCUUAAAUGCAUAUUUUUUCCUGUGGGGCUAUUAAAAUACAACUGCUUAAGCACAGCAGUACCCUAUCUGCGAUCAUAACUUUCAUCUACAUUUUGUUUUCUUCUUGUGCUAUAGAAAUAAGUGGUUAAAUUUUUGGCUAAAACUAAAACCAGUUAUGACUUAGUUUACGCGACCCUUCUGCGGUUGUCAUCAGUUGCAUGUUUCCAAGUUCUAAUUUGAUUGAUUACUUUUUGUUGUAGUGAUCUCCCUGGCUAGCUUUGCGAUAAUCAAUCAUGAAAAAACGUUUCUAAUCCGUUCUUGAAUAAGAAUAUGCGGUUAUGCAUCACAGAAAUCAGACUUAAGCAGCAAAUUCAAACCUCAAAAUGCACGAAAUAUUUUACGAGUCAUCAUCUUUUUCGAAUUGUUUUUUUCUUUUAAACAGUCACAGAAACAAACUAUAGAUAAGUCGUCGCGUGUGAAAAGCGAUAAAAAGUUGAGAAAUCCGUGUAAAUUUAUUUCCAGUAUCUCGAUAAAAGGGACGCACCAUCGCACUUUCAGACAUUUUUUAAUUACAUAUAUACAAGCGUAAAAAUUAUAUUACGGGAAUAUCAUCCCAUGUUGAUUCAAAUUCCAUAUCUUUUAUUGACUAAGACAUAAUAUUUUUCAAAUGUGGCAACAUCUUUUUGUGUACUCCAUUUUCGUUUGACAUCAUGACAGAAACUCACAAUUUAUUUCAAUUAAAACUUACAAGGACAUGUCGACUCAUAACAGUCAACCGCGUCCACUGAUAAUUAAAGAGAUAAACCUUGCCCGUGAAAUUAACUUUCUUCAAACCGCCGCUAUUUGGAUACAAAUUCCGGUUUUCGUAAAACAAAGCGAGAAAUCGAUGGAAAUGGUUUUCAAAAAGGAGUAUUUGAAGUUGACAAGAGGCGUCAUAAAAUUCAAAACAAAAUUCUUUUUUAACCUCCACUGUUGUCGAUUACAGAAGGCGUGCGCCAUUGGAAGGAUAAACCGCGCUGUGAUUGGUUACUGUUUUAAAGUAGGGGUUAGUUUUGGUUUAUCCGUGCGCUCUAAUUGGCUGAUUUGCGGGCUCGUGCCCCGCUCACUUUACGUAAUGAAAAAAUUAUGCAUUCAAAUGGCUUCCCGCUCUAAUUGAGUGUCGAACUAACUUCAUUUAUUGGCUAGUGAGCACAAAACGGAUGUUACGACUAACAAACGCUUAUGCUGUAAAUUGUUUUCCAGUCAAAAACCUAAAGCACUCCGAGCAAAUUACAAUAAUAUACGCACAUCUGGAGGCGAAGAAAAUGAAUAUGGAAUUCUUUUUAAAAAUCGCAGCGAUAUUUCCGAGUCUGUGAAAGCCGCAAUUCGCUUUAGUUGCGUAUUUUUGGCUUUGUUCACGAAAUUGUUCAGUAGGCGAAUAAAUUAUUUGAAAAGUAACUUGAAUCACACGCGGACAGGAUAAAUUUUGAGCGAUAACGAUUUCGCUGAGAUGAAAAAAUGACCGGUCUGGUGAACCGUCACACGAACUCCAGUCUUCAGUUAAAAGCGUCGAGCAUCUUUGCCGAGGUAAACGGGUUCGCUGCGCGAGUUCUAGCGACGUUGACGUACUGUAAUGAUUGUGAAUACGACGUGGAAGGAUUAUUUAUUUUUCCGCAAGACGAGAGAGCUACAGUCGUCGAGUUUGAAGCGACGAUAGAGGAGCGGCAUGUUAGCACGCAAGUUUCGGAGAUCAUCACUCGCAAUUCUGAAAAGCACGCGUUCGCUUUGGAGGAGCGAGACGACGAUCUAUUUUCGCUGAGUUUGGGGAGAAUUCCUCCACUCACGUCGGUGUUUGUUCAAGUGACUUUGAUUACGGAGCUUGGAACGGACGAAACAACCGGUGGAUCGCUAUUUGUUCUACCGUCGGUCUUCACUCCGCGACUCGCCAGCGACGAAAAUGAAGAAACAGAUUUGUACGGAUCGCAGAUGCUUAUUACAAAUAUUCCCCGCAAGACUCAGGAGCCUUACAGUUUUGAGCUGCAGUUAGAGGUAGCCGCUCCGUGUUUAUUGGCAGGGUGUUCGUCUCGAACGCACGCUAUUCAAGUCGACGCAGAUUGCCGAGCAACGAACGCUUCUCGCAUUCACAUCACGAUCGCCGAAGCGCAUACGUACGAUCGGGAAUUGGAGGUCGUACUUCACCUCUCGCAUCCCUACGACCCUUACGUCCUGAUCGAGGAAGGAAAGAAGGGUUAUAACUCGCUGCGAGGUGAAGAUAAAAUGGAAAGCUCAAAUAACUCUGAUACUCUGGAAGAUUUUCACAAGAAGGCGGCGAUCAUGAUAAACUAUACCCCAAGACUACCCACUCCGAGCGCUGUUGGGGAAUAUAUCUUUCUCGUUGACCGCAGUGGCAGUAUGAGCGGGGAUCACAUUUUUCACGUCAAAGAAACGUUGAUACUCUUCCUCAAGAGCUUGCCAGCGAACUGUUGUUUUAACAUUAUUGGUUUUGGUUCGUAUUAUCGGAGUCUGUUCCAAGAAAGCCAACCGUACAACGAAACGACGUUGGGAAAAGCUUGCGCUUAUGUGCAUAAAAUGAGGGCUGACCUAGGUGGUUCUAAUCUCCUUCUACCUUUGGAGUUUAUCUUUGAAAAGUCUACAAAGCUUGGAGUGGGGAGGACAGUUUUUAUGCUGACUGAUGGAGGUAUAUCAAAUACUUUAGAGGUCGUGGAUUUUGUGCGUCGAAAUUCCUAUACAACACGGUUUUACACGUUUGGAAUCGGACCAGAAGCUUGUCCCAACCUGGUGCAGGGUGUGGCUGGGGCAGGAAGGGGUCAGGCAUACUUCAUAGCAGAUGAUGAACGAAUGCCAGUUAAGGUAAUGGAAGCACUCGCAGAUGCCCUUCAGCCCGCGAUCACAGACCUAGAGGUCAGCUGGCACCUCCCCGAAGGAUACGACGUCAUCCAGACGCCACAACUCCUGCCCUUCGUUCAGAACAACAAGCGGCUGGUGAUAUAUGCAAUUUUGUACCGUCCCCCGGGGGAGGAAAAAGAUUCUCCGAGAACACCCAUCAAGAGGAAAAUGGAUUGGAGUAUGAGGUCAUUUUCAAACAGCUCGGUCAAAGUGUUUUGGUUUGAGGACGAGUGCGACCUGCUGGCGGAAGAUCAGUUGUUGUUAGAAGCGGAGGAAUCGCUACCCUUGAGCGAGGAUGACUUUGAAAAGGACGAGGAAUUCAAAGACGAAGCGGGAGUGCCGGAGCAGGACAGCUUUGAUACCGAGAUGGAAAGCGUUCCCGAACCGGAUACAAUAGAAGCCAUUGCUGACGGGCUUCUUAAACGCAUGUGCAGGGAAUUGAGCCAGGAUAAGGCUAGUGAAGGUGACCAUGAGAUAACGCCAUCUCCCUCUGUGCUUGAAAGCGGUGAGCCGUGCGAGUCACGCAACGAGGAUUUAAGUUACGACUGGUCGUGUGAGAAGAAUGUCCGGUCUGACAUGAUAUCUGUUUACCCAGAUGUAAACGAACAGAAUAACAAUGAUCUUUACUCAACUAAAACCAAGUUGCCAAACAUACCCAAACAAGACGACGUCGCAUUUCAGAAUGCCUUAGGUGGCGUUUCCAAUGACAUUAAAGACAGUAAUUUGUGUAAUGAUGACUCAAAGAAGGCUGAUGAAUCCCAUGAACACCAAAGGUCGCCAAAACUCGUGCGCGCCUACGAACGGGACAGUGGUGUUGGUUUCAGUAUAGAAGAAAAUGACAAGAGUCCCGAUGAAGCCAAGAAGGACCGCCAUCUCAACGAAGAAGAAGAAGAACCGAACGACUGGUCACAUGAAAGCGACAGUCCAGCUUUUGAGGAAUCCAACAAUACAAGAAAAACUGCCGUCCAUAUUUACAAGAACAGCGAGUUCCUGUCGCAACUUGGCGUACCUGCCGACUUUGGCGCGGUGAAUAUCCGGGGAUUUGUCGGCGACGAGGAAAUGGAGCAAGUCAUUCCAUUUCCGGUUAACCGAUGUGGUGGUUCUUCGAAGCGUCCCACAAUCCACCAGCUGCUGGCACGAUCACUGAUCAGAGAACUACAGUCUUCCGUGGACUCCACAAGUACAGAAACUAUUGAGAUAAUAAAAGGGAUGAGUGAGCUGUCUAGCGUCCACUCCAGGCACACAGCCCUUGUGGCACGUGACCAGUAUUGUUAUGACGACCAGGUUUUAAGUGCUUUGCAGUUUCCACAGACAGAAACUCUGACUGGCUUUGGGAAUCGUAAAGUGAAAGUCCUAGAGCGAAACUCCGGCUUCACGGAGGGCCUGGGCCGGCGUCUCCCCAGUCCAGAUGGCAGUGACCAAGACAUUUCGCCAUAUUUCGCCGAGGGCGGAAACAACCCUGUUCUGGAGGCUGGAGAAGAGCCAGUGGAUUUUUAUCGCCUUGAGCGAACUGGUACUCCAGAGAGUCAACACGAAGAAAGUGGAUCAAGAAAAGAAACUGAGGGUACUCAAACGUCUCCCAGUAAAAGUCCACGAAAACAUGUUCCUCCUUUCUCCACGAGAUGCGUCUUAGGUGAGAGGCAGCAAACCCCCUCGAAAAUCAAACCCAAACUCCUCUCCUCCUCCAGUCUUGAUACCUACUGGAGUCCUGGGACCAAACAGCAUUUGUCGUUUGUGCGCAUGAUCAGUUUGCAGUCUGCUCAGGGAAGCUGGAACAUAGAUUACGCCUUCGCGGAAGUCCUGGGGCUAUCGCUGAAUGGUAUUCAAGAAGCGUCCCCGCUGGCCGACAACUCCGUUUAUAUCGCGGACGACCUUCAAGAGCUGAUGGAUUCCGAUAAGUGCGAUAAUAGUUCUCAGUUGUGGGCCACUGCACUUGCGCUGAGUUGGUUAUAUCGAAAGAGGCGCCAAUUCGAGGCAGAGUGGAGCCUGGCGGCGAAGAAGGCGGAGGAUUGGAUGAGUGGGAUCCCGUGUCCCCGCGGGUUUUCACCCGAUGACUUGAAAGCCCUCGCCUACCAAGCGCUUCUGCUUCUUGAAACAGAAACACGAAAAACAUCAACGGUUAGCACUAUGCCGCAGGGAAAAAUAGACGCUUCGUUAUCUGGAAGCCUAAGAUAUCGCAGAAAUACCUGGAACUUUUGAACGUACAAAGUCAUAGAGAGCUGCUUUGCUUUGCGUCUAGGAAGACUGAUUUAGCUCUGUACGUGCAUGCAGUCCAGUCUUUCUCGAGAUUUUAGUUGUUCGUGACCGA
Orbicella faveolata is the source of this 7244-nucleotide messenger RNA. RefSeq lists its product as uncharacterized. The record is from RefSeq and is a predicted model, not a curated record. NCBI's taxonomy places the organism in Eukaryota, Metazoa, Cnidaria, Anthozoa, Scleractinia, Merulinidae.